GUUUGUCCAAGGAACAUGACUCCUUAUCCUCUUAUUCUACUGAGCAUAUUAACGACAUCAGAUGCACAAGAAAUGUGCAGCAAAAAGGCCGAUAUUGCGUUUGUAAUUGACUCAUCCAGAAGUAUAUGGAAACCAAAUUUUGACACACAAGUAAAGUUCCUCUAUGAUAUUUUGAAGAUGUUCGAAAUUUCACCUGCUAAAACACAGGUAGCUGCUGUAUCGUUUAGUAAUGUCACCAGUCCAGAAUUUCUGUUUAAUUCAUUCAGCAGUAAAAUGGAAGUUCUAGAAGCAAUCAAAGACAUUAAAUACACAAAAGGAAGCGCUACGAGGACCUAUACGGCCCUUGAAUACAUGAACGAGGAAAUAUUUAAUUCAGAAAAUGGCGCAAGAAAUGACGCUGUUAAAAUUGCUAUUGUGAUGACAGACGGAGAGACAAAUCCGGGAGGUCAUGAUAAUGACUUGUCACUAGAAGACGCCAUCAAUUGGACUCAAGAUGAGGCUAAAGUGGCCAAAGAUAAUGGAGUUAAUGUUUUUGCUAUUGGAAUUGGAAGCAGAAUUAAUGAGAAAGAAAUAAUGGGCAUUGCCAGCGAACCAAAGGCAGAAUUUGCAAUAAAAGUAAAAACGUAUGAAGAAUUCAAAACGGAUAAAUUGAAGGAACUAGUCGCGUACAGGGCAUGUUCAGUUGGAAAGCUGACUACAGAAAAACCAUUAGAACCGCUUCAAGAACAAUGCUUCAGACUAGUUGCUGAUGUUAUAUUUGCCAUUGAUCAAUCGACCAGUAUCGAAUCGGAGAAGAAUUUCAGUCUGGAACUGGAUUUCGUGGUUAAAGUAGUGAAGAACUUUGAUGUAGGCCUAGAUGAGACAAGAGUUGGAGCUGUUGUUUUCAGUGACGAAGCAGAUCGUGUUCUCGAACUCAAAGAUGAAAUGUCCAAGGGCGACGUUAUCCGGCGAAUCCAUGACAUAAAAUGGGGACGGGGUAAUACAUUCAUGGAUAAAGCUUUUGUUAAGAUGAGGGAAGGAUUCUCGAAAGAAAAUGGAGGCCGCCCAAAACAAGUUCCUCAAAUAGCUGUACUUGUUACAGAUGGAGUGGCGACCGAUCCUUAUAGAGCUUUAGCGGAGGCGAAUAAGCUGAAAAGUGAAGGAGUGGAGAUCUUCACAAUUGGUGUGAAGAGUGCCAGAUUGUCGCAGCUGAACGAAUUGUCCAGCGAUCCCGAUUCUCAGCAUGUGUUUAGUGUGGACAGUUUGGAGGCGUUGUCAUCAAUUGUCAGUCGACUGUCAAGUCGAGUUUGCAGCAGUAUCCAAGAGAAACAUCGAAGACGUACCCUCCAGUGUCUAGACUGCUGGAUAUUAACAAUGUGGACGAAAACUGUGUUGGCACUGAGUUUCGUGGUCGGGGCAUUAUGUGACCAUUUUUGUAGCAAGGAAGCAGACAUAGCUUUUGUGAUUGAUUCAUCCAACAGUAUUUGGCCACCAAACUUUGAUACGCAGGUCCACUUUCUUUAUGAUGUUCUUAGCCUUUUUGACAUUUCUCCAACCAAAACCCAGAUUGCAGCUGUGUCCUACAGUGACAUCAUCAAACCAGAAUUUCAAUUCAAUACCCAUAAGGACAAAGACGGCGUUCUGGGGGCAACUCAGAAUAUUGAACAGACAGAGGGUGGAGCAACCAGAACUUACAAGGCUUUAGAGUACAUGAAUGAUGAAAUCUUUACUUCUAAGAACGGUGCCAGGAGUGAUGUAAUGAAGAUUGCCAUAAUUAUGACUGAUGGUGAAACAAAUCCAGGCUCGGUAGAUUCGUAUUCACAACACGAUGCGAAACAGUUGACACUCAUGGAGGCUAAGCGAGCAAGAGACAAUGGCAUUUAUGUUUUUGCUAUUGGUGUCGGGGGUAAAGUUGUUGAUGAGGAACUCUAUGGAAUGGCCAGUGAACCCGAUUCUGUCAUCAAAGUUCCGACAUACGGAGAAUUUAAAACGGAUAAGCUGAAGGACAUGUUGGCAAAGAAAACCUGUGACGUUGGAGAGACAACAACUGUGAAACCAAAUAAACCUGAGGAAGAAUGUUUCAAGCAUGUUGCUGAUGUCAUAUUUGCCAUCGACCAAUCAACAAGCAUCGGGUCACCGAAGAACUUCAGCAUUGAACUAGAUUUCGUAAAUGACCUGGUGGAGAAAUUUGACAUUGCUGAAGAUGAAACGAGGGUAGGUGCUGUCGUGUUCAGCACUGGCGCUUCACGUUUUUUGGAACUAAGAGAUGGAGUAGAUAAAACUCUUGUCCUUAAUAGAAUCCAUGGUAGAAACUGGGAACGAGGAAACACUAAUAUGCAUCUGGCCUUCCAAAAGAUGCAGGAAGGAUUCCUUCCCGCCAAAGGAGGUCGACCACGCCUUGUUCCCCAAAUUGCAGUGAUGGUUACUGAUGGAGAAGCAACUAAUCCAUUCAAAGCGAGGGAUGAAGCCGCCAAAUUAAGGAAAAGCGGUGUUCUGAUCUUUGCAAUAGGUGUGAUGGGGGCCAAUCGAACGGAAUUGGAGACUUAUGCUAGUAGCCCAGAUAAUGUUUACUAUGUCAACAAUCUUCAGGCCCUGAGAAGCAUUUCCAGUGAGCUCUCGACCAGAGUUUGUGAACAAAGGAUUGUAUCACUAUCGUGAAUGCAACAUAAAAAGAAAGAUGAAUGUCUCAGAGGAUAUCUGUGAAUCAGAACCAUGUAGUAAUUACCAUAAACACGUGCAGAAAUUAAUUGUUUUUGUUUAUCCUGCUCCAACUUGUCAAGAUGCAAAUUGAUAGAUGGCAUUCAUUGUUGACAGACUUAGAUAAUAUAAAGAUAUUUCAAACAA
Saccostrea echinata is the source of this 2823-nucleotide messenger RNA. Its product is annotated as collagen alpha-1(XII) chain-like. The transcript is spliced from 15 exons. NCBI's taxonomy places the organism in Eukaryota, Metazoa, Mollusca, Bivalvia, Ostreida, Ostreidae. The record is from RefSeq and is a predicted model, not a curated record. Bases 16 to 2637 code for a protein of 873 amino acids.